GUGCGAUGCGCGGUCAAGUACGGAUGCGUUUGCGCUGCAGUGUACGAAUAUUACAUUCGCGAAUUGCGCGGCUAUAGCCGCUGCCCGAUUUCGGCUAUGAGUAAUCAAACGCUUAUAGCCAAUGAGGUGUUGGCAUUUAUAAAACAUGCCAUCGAUUAUAUGGACGAAGUCAGCAUCAUGCAGAUCUGCAAAUCAUCUUUCAAGGAGGAUGAGAUUAGCAGUGCCAAGUUGCUGUUGUUCACGACACUUGGCAAAGUUAGCCAGAUGCCGUCUCGUCGAAGGGAUGGCACACAGAAGAGUGUCCAGGACAUCAUAACGAUGUUCAAGGAGACCGACCCGAACGACGUGCCUGAAUUCGUGGCGAAGGAUCUGCACAAGCUUCCUCCCGUCACGUUCGACCACGUAGACGUCACCAGGCUGCUGAAGGACAUCACACUCCUGAAGCAGAGCCAGGCUGAGAUACAGCAUCAGCUGGAGGUGUCCAACAACACCAUCAGUGAUCUACGGGCAGAAGUAGUACCAUUGCGCAAUGCAAUUUCUGCAAGUAGGUCACCUACGAAUGUCGACGCUGUAAAUGUAAACACGCGUCGCGAGGCAAAAAAUGCUUCCAUCUGCAGUUUCGAGUCGGCGGGCUCGAAUGCGUCACCAACUGCCGAGAAUGCAUGCGUUGCAACGUGUGCCGCCACCGUCCCUGCCUCGCCACUGGUAGAGACGAUGACUUGCGUGGGUUUAGUGACCCCCAAACAAGCCUACGCAGCAAUAGUAGCCGCUAAUAAGCCUGCUGGGCCUCAAAUCUCGCAGGCAAAACCAGCGGAAAAACCAAAAGGGGGUAAAAGGAGCCAGUCGAAACCAAAACAGGUUUUGAAGAGGCAGGGUCCACAGAAGGACACGUGCGAUAAGGAUGGUUUCAAGGUGGUAGAGAAGAGGAAGAAGAAGAAGCCUCCUUGUCGGAACCAGUGCGGUACUGCACUGACGGGACCCAAUAUGCUGCUGCGUCCAGCUAUUCAUACGACGCUGCUGUACGUUUCCAGACGGCACCACUCCACGAAGGCUGAGGAGAUCGUGGAGUACCUGUGCAUAAAGACCAAAUGGACCUUGAGGGUCGAGAGGUUGGAGCCGCGUCACAACAUGAACUUCAAUUCGUUUGUGGUGCGUGUUCCGACGAGCGAUCUCGAAAAGUUCCUAAAGGAGGACCUUUGGCCGAAAGGUGUUGUGUUCCGCCGGUUUCGUGGCCGGCUACGUGACACCAGUCAGCGUAACACGACGCCGAUGAUUCGUGUGCAGUAGUUUUUAUUUU
This is a messenger RNA of Helicoverpa zea (corn earworm), 1297 nucleotides long. RefSeq lists its product as uncharacterized. NCBI's taxonomy places the organism in Eukaryota, Metazoa, Arthropoda, Insecta, Lepidoptera, Noctuidae. The record is from RefSeq and is a predicted model, not a curated record. Bases 97 to 1287 code for a protein of 396 amino acids. The transcript is spliced from 2 exons.